AUGUCUAAUGCCCCGCCUCCGGCUUAUGUCGCACCGCCGUCAAAGGGUGGUCAAUCGUCGUCCUCGGCUCAUGGUGGGAAUGCCUACGGUGGGAACCCCUAUGGUGGCCCGCCUCCUCCGCAGCAGCACCAGGCGGCUUAUGGUGGCGGCUAUCCUAGCAGCAGUGCACCAGGUGCUUCAUCGGCACCUCCGCCGCCGGCGUAUGCAUCUCCGCCGCCAGCUGGAGGGGCGUAUGCCGCUCCGCCGCCAGCUGGGGGGGCAUAUGGCGCUCCGCCGACCGCACAGCCUGUCCAGGCCUCGUACGCGUCGUACCCUGCAGGUGGAGCUGCUGGACGGUACGCAGCAUCGGGCGCGACGGUGCCCUGGAGCUCGGAUCUUUGCUCGUGUGCAGAGGACAUGGAGUCUUGCUGCAUGGUCCUCUUCUGCUCGACAUGCAUGAUCCGGGUCAAUGCGGCCCGCUUUGAGGACCGCGAGAUCUCGUUCAUCGACAUCCUCGCCGGCAUCUUUAUGUGCGGCCUUAACAUGUUCUACGGCGUCGGCCUGCCGGUCACUUGGUACUGCGUCUGCCAGAACCGCCAGCAUAUCAAGGCCGGAUACGGCAUCGGCAACCACACCACCACCAUGGAGGGCGAGGACUACUGUCAAUCAUGCUGCUGCACCGUCUGCACCAUCUGCCAGCACUCGCGCGAAAUCUCCGCCCACUCGGGCAGCGGCGUGGGGCCUGGCGCCUACGGAGGCGCCUAUAACCACAACAACAACCACAACGCCAACCAUCGCAACGCUCGCCAUCCCAACGCCAACCAUCCCAACAACAACUCGGCGGCCAUCGGGCAGCAGGGCGGACGGAGCGAGCGCCCAUCGUCGACACCUGGCGGUGUGGCUCCGCCGCCUGGAAGGAGUGAUGGCGGUGGCAGGGUCGGGGCCGAUGGCGGAGAGUGUGGCGGCGCGGCGGCGAGCAAGCUCAAGGCGCCUCCGAACGCGGUCAUCUACUGGGAGCGGCAGCAGAUGGCGCAGUGCGGGAUCCACUGCGUGAACAACUUGCUGCAGGUGGCGCUGUUUGAGGAGGAGGACUUUGCCAAGAUCGCACUGUGGCUUGAUGCCAAGGAGCUAGAAAUCAUGGGCUUUGCGGCGCGACGGACGCCGUCGCAGAACGUCGACUCCAAAGGCAACUACUCGGUCCAGGUCAUUGUGGAGGCGCUACGGCGUGCGCGGAUGAAGGCGCUGUACCUUGGCGAACUUGAUGCCGCCGAGGCUGCAGCCAAUCCGGUUGGCGAAACCGGGUUUGUCUGCCACCGGCCGGGCCAUUGGUUUGCGCUCCGCAAGAUCGACGACGCCUGGUUCAACCUCGACUCGCUCCUCCGUGGCCCGCAUAUGAUCACGGACGCGUUUGUGGCGCAAUUUAUUGCGGAGCAGCAGGCCAACGGAUACUCGGUCCUUGUUGUCCGCGGCGAGUGGCCCAAGCCAGUCUCGCAGCAGCCGCCGGGCGCCAUGAUUCGCAGCCGCGGCAAUUGGUUCGACGCGCGGGCCAUGACGAUUCUCAGCCGGUCCGGCUUUGCCGAGGCCUCGCUUGCGGGCAGCAGUCUGCCGAGCUCAAACACCUCGGUCUACGCUAAGGGCAUCCUCAUUGUCAAGGAGGCCGUCCGCGCCGACAAGGCUGGCCGCAACGCCGACGCCGUCGACCUCUACACCAACGGCCUCACGUACCUGAUGCAGGCGCUCGGGCGGAUGCAGGCCGAGAGCCAGCGCGCGUCUGCACUCCGGAUUCGCAUCUCCGAGUACAUGGCGCGGGCCGAGGAGCUGAAGAAGAAGCUCAAGCCGCAGUAA
Molecule: messenger RNA, 1824 nt
Organism: Thecamonas trahens ATCC 50062
Lineage: Eukaryota; Apusomonadida; Apusomonadidae
Exons: 2
Coding region: 1-1824 (607 amino acids)
Biological process (GO): protein deubiquitination
Cellular component (GO): nucleus
Molecular function (GO): cysteine-type deubiquitinase activity
Source: RefSeq, a predicted model, not a curated record